AUGACGGGACGAACAGUAAAAGCUCUUCGGGUUCACGGACCAGGUCAGGGUAAAGACGUGGAAAUUACAUUCGGGGAGGAGCAUCUUCAUGCAAGCGGUGUUUUCGCUAAUGUUUAUUCAGCCAGAUUGUAUAAACCGGUAGAAAUGAUUAUUGCAAUCAAGAAAACAUGGCCCGGUACAAGUUGGUCGGUAAUUAAUCCGGAGGUGUACUAUCUUUCUCGAAUGAAGCAUCGAUGCAUCAUCACACUUCUCUAUCAUUUCACUCUGACAUCAAAUUGUGAAACAUGCCAUUGUAUGGUUUUUGAUUACUUACCUACGGAUAUGGCCAAAUUACGAUUGAGCAAAGUGGAUCGACGUUUUUCGCUUCUGGAUGCUAAAUUAUACGCAUUUCAAAUGUUCUCAGCUAUAGACUACGUGAAUGCCUUAGGCAUUGCACAUCGAGAUGUUAAGCCAUCUAAUAUGAUUGUCGAUGAUGAGAAGGGAAUCUUAAAAUUGGCCGAUUUCGGGAAUGCAAAAUUGUUGAAGAAAGACGAAGAAAAUACACCGUAUCAGGUGACACGUUAUUACCGAGCACCGGAAUUAAUAUUCGGUUCAACUAAGUAUUCAACAGCAGUAGAUGUGUGGGCAUGCGGUUGUGUAUUAUCCGAAUUCGUUACCGGUAAAGUACUCUUACAGGGACGUACCUGCCAUGAUCAGGCUCGAUUAGUCAUCGACAUAUUUGGUUAUCCAAGCACGGAGCAAUGUCAAGCAAUGAAAGUAAACAAACCACGAUAUGCCCGAAAACGUGCCCGCGGUUUACGAGUAAUACUAAAUGCUUUCAAUCCGCCAGCCGAAAUGAUCCAAUUACUUCAAGCUAUCCUUGUUUAUGAACCUUACUUAAGGCUGAAAGGUAAUGAUGUACUCGGACAUUCAUUUUUCAAUGAUUUACGCAAAAUCCCAGCACCGGUACGAAGUAACGGACGAGUGAUACCACAUUUGGAUUACACAAUCUAUCAGCAGAAUACACAAAAGACGCAUUCCGAUAAAACGGACGCGGAUAAUUCGGAUGAAGAGGAAGAUGAGUCAUGA
Messenger RNA from Acanthocheilonema viteae, 1068 nucleotides. Lineage: Eukaryota; Metazoa; Nematoda; Chromadorea; Rhabditida; Onchocercidae. The record is from the annotation of a GenBank genome assembly.